Molecule: messenger RNA, 2826 nt
Organism: Hippocampus comes (tiger tail seahorse)
Lineage: Eukaryota; Metazoa; Chordata; Actinopteri; Syngnathiformes; Syngnathidae
Product: interferon-induced transmembrane protein 5-like
Exons: 3
Coding region: 1106-1546 (146 amino acids)
Cellular component (GO): plasma membrane
Source: RefSeq, a predicted model, not a curated record
UCGAGCUAAAAUCACUUGGACCAAGGCUGAUGGAUUAGCCCCCACUGCCAUACAGUAGAGGUGGUCCUCGGUUUACCACACAGUCUGGACAUAGCCAGAUCUAUUUCUGUGGAGUGGCCACGGUGACGCGACAACUGACAAAGCGGUGGUCACAAGGUGACAUCAGUAGGGUGGUAGGAAAUGCCCCCAAUAGCCACCACGGAGCUCCAGCCCUGGAGAGGGGCAACAUAACUGGAAUGUGUAUGUAUGUACCGGUAAGUCAGAACCGACAACAACAACAAAAUGUCAGUCAUAACUGCAGUAAAUAUUUCAGAUUUAUAAAUGUUGUUUUACUCUUCCCCCACACACACAUAUUUGGGGGAAAAAAUGGCUGCUAAUGUUUUUAAGCACCCCUUUGUUGAAUGUGUUCCGUAAAUGUAAAAUACAGUCAAACCUUGUUUUCGACGUACGCCGUUCAUGUUUCCACUGCAAUAACGUCAUUAAUUUUAGAUUUUGCCUAUGUUGCUUACAACGAACACCGUUAUCACGUAAACGUCAUUAUAACGACCAGGUUUUUCCCACAAAAUAGUGAAAAGGCCUUUGUUUCAGCGAACCGUGGGAAGCUGACUACCGCCGCGACCUUGCUUAUGACCAAAAUGUACAGCGCGGGAUUCCCCUUUGUUGCUUAGCAACCCGGCUGAUCGUGUACAUUGUUGUACUUCCGGGGGUGGGUGCGCAUGGUCUGAAAACGUGUCUGGUAAACGGAAGCUAAACUUGCAGUCGGUGAAGGCUGAAAUUGUCUCCCAGACGAAGCUCAGCCGAGACUACAAAUUGGCACAGUACGAUUUUGACAACCAUCUGUAAUGGCAACAAAAUCAUGGCAGAGUUUGAGUCUAGAUGAUCGGAAAUGCUUUCGGGCCCUGUCAGGCUGACCGCGUAAUGACAGAGCUGGCGCAUAUGAAAUGACCGUGCCCAUACGCCCUCUGCCAGUCACCUCCCUUUUCACUGGCCCCAUAUAAGCCUCCUACUUGGGGGCGGGGGGGCUCCUCUCCACCGAAUCUCCUCGCUUGCUUCCUCCAAAAGGAAAACAUCAGCCAGGACCGAGUUGCGUCGACCGGACCAAACCAUGGACAACCAUUCGUACCAUCAUUCGUACAACUACCCCUCCGACUGCACCCCGCUCACCAACUGCAAGUCUGCCCGCAAACCAGCCGGCUCCACCGCGGUCAACAUGGGCAACGUGGGCCAGAACCCACCUCGGGACUACAUCUUCUGGUCUCUGUGCAACACCUUGUAUGUGAACUUCUGCUGCUUGGGAUUCAUGGCUCUCCUGUAUUCCAUCAAGGCCCGCGACCAGAAGACCCAGGGUAACUUGGAGCUGGCCCAGGAGUGCUCCGAUAAAGCCAAAUGGUACAACAUCCUGGCCGCCGGCUGGAACCUUCUGAUUCCUCUCCUGGCCGUCGUCCUGCUGGUGCUCCUGCUGGUCCACCUGGGCUCCUCUCAGGGCUCCUUCGACUUUCUCGGAGAGGACGGCCUACAGAAUUUCCUGAAGCUAUUCAGCUGGUAGAGCGACGGAACAAAAGCCGCCAAGCCCAUUUUCAUCAUCGUCGAGAUAUUUGAUUUGAUUUGAAGGGGAAGCGCCACCGCGGCGGCGUCGUUGGACUGAACUUUGGCCUGACUAAAUGAAGCUCCGCCCCCUCAGUUUAACUCAUUCAGCGCCAGCCAUUUUCAGACCCUUCUUUACCCUACCAGCGUGAAAAAAAAUACACAGACCAGGGAUUUAAUUGAACAAAAAUAUGGAAAAAAAACAUCCUUGGUAUUGAAUGAUCAAUAUGCCACUGGAUGAUGCUAAAAUAAUAGUUGGGUUUUUUUUUCAACAAAUAACAGAAGUUAGUGUCCUCUUCAAAAAUUGAGAAUUGACGAAUUUGCGAAUGCCUGACCAUAUCUAUGUGGGCAGGGUGGGCUCACCGUAUUUGGGAGAAACAUUAGCAUGAACGCACAGCAACAUUUAACAAUAUUCUGGACAAAUUUGGAUCUCAAAACAAAGAUGGCGGCAUUCUUGUAUUGUUGCAUUUCUCGCGGAGUCAAUUUCGAAGCUGCGGAUUUUGAAAUAUGUUCAUUAUAUUUAUUGUAUUUAUGCAGCCCCCGUCGCGCUACAGAUUUCCUUCUCACGACUUAAUCCGAUCUUCACUUUUAUUUAGAAACAUCUUGAACUAUGACAAGAAAUAGCGAUUGUUGGAAGCCAAAGGUUUGUCAUCGUGUUGAAUUCAGAACGGGGUAACAACCAUCUCGGUCUAUGGGUUGAAGAUGUUUUCCUCGCGCGAGUUUAUAUUGGAGAGACACAGCCAAUUUCAGUAAGGAAUCAUUUUUCGGUAGAACGAGAAAUCGCUAAAGUCAAAUUAGUGUAUGUAUUCAUUGUGUUAGCAUUUACAGGGUAGCAGAAAAAGAUGGACAUCAUUUAGAAUAUCAAUAUCAAACGUGUCUUACGCAUACAAAAUGAAAUAGGCUUGGCGUUGAAAAAUACAAGAUUUAUUGAUCAAAAUUCCAACAAAACAUUUUGAAUUUUGUGAGCCAAUUUCAAACCGACUUCAUGAAAGAUGAGCCGAGUGGCAGAAGUGAGGUGGUCACCCUGAAGCAAAAGAAAAAGCCAAACCCGAAACAUAGGAGUUCACACAAUUUAAAACUCGAGAUCGUUUGAGUGAGAAUUGGCUACGUUAUUGGACGACUAAAUUGUGUCCAUUUUUUGGUGGUACCCCUGUCUGCAUUAUCUUAUCUUUUUUUUGUUGUUGUUCUUAUUUUGCAUAGCUUUUAAUAAACCCACUAAAUUCAGUGGAACGCUGAAAAAAA